UGUAAAAAAACAAACAAACAAAAAAGAAUCAAGAUUCUCACUCCUGUUGGUAAAAUCAUCGAGGACCAAAAUUUGAAGCAUCCAAAAAACACUCUCAAUAAAAAUCCCCUAAAGCUGAUUGCUUGUGCAAUUGAGGAGGCUCAAGGUUUUGGAGCUGUCUACAAAUGGCUGAGAUUGUCGAAGCAGAUAAUUACGAAGGCAUAAUCACAAGAAUCGAGCACAAGUCCCGCAAGAUCGAAAGUUUACUCAAACAGUAUAAACCAGUGGAAGCUCUGAAAACAGCUCUAGAAGGAUCACCUCCUAAGACCAAGGAUGAAAGAUGCAAGUCUGCUAAUUGGAUAGUGGUGCAUAGGGCUAUAAUGGCUAUCAAGGAUGUGGAUAGCUUGUUCUCUGCAUUGGAUCCUGAGUAUUAUGAUAUUCUCAUGAAGUACUUGUACAGAGGUUUGUCUACUGGAGACCGCCCAACAUGUGACCAAUGUCUAAGGAUCCAUGAAAAACUAACAGAAAAAGCUGGUUUGGGAUGCAUACUGCGUUGUCUUGCUGACACUGUGAAUACUGUGUGACUAAUACGCUGGGUACUGUAGCAAUUUGUAUAUGUCUUAUCUUUGCUUUCUGAUUGAAUAUUGAUGUUGAGAUUGAGUUUAGCCUAUUUUCAAAGGGCUGAUUCCUCUCCUUUAGUCGUAUGUAUUCUUCGCGACAUAUAACAUAUGAACUGUACCAAGGCAAUUUGAGAUUUCUCCCAUCCUUUAGUGCAUUUUGUGACUCUUGA
This is a messenger RNA of Solanum lycopersicum (tomato), 769 nucleotides long. Its product is annotated as actin-related protein 2/3 complex subunit 5A. Gene Ontology annotation, cellular component: Arp2/3 protein complex; cytoplasm; actin cytoskeleton. Gene Ontology annotation, biological process: regulation of actin filament polymerization; Arp2/3 complex-mediated actin nucleation. Gene Ontology annotation, molecular function: actin filament binding. The record is from RefSeq and is a predicted model, not a curated record. NCBI's taxonomy places the organism in Eukaryota, Viridiplantae, Streptophyta, Magnoliopsida, Solanales, Solanaceae.